GUGUCUUCUGUUUCUGCAGAAUCAUUUUUGGCGUUUUCAUUGAGUUCCAUUGAGCGCGCGCGCGCCUCCGCGUGCUCCUGUGAAAAGUCUGGGAGUGGGCGGAGCCUCUUUCGGACCCAGUCAGCGGAGCUCUUUCUCUCUCCGUCUCAGUCUGAAGUGACGAGCCGCGCUUCGCAUAGACCCUCCGCGCACGGACACCCCGCGUGGGCAUGCACGCGCUCGGAUUCCCGGGAUUUCGGCCCACAGUUUUCCAGCAUUGUGGAAGUAUUUGUUCCGGAGGAGCGGGAUCUGGACUCCAGUGACCCCCCCAGAAGAGAGGCGCCUCCCGCGCGGAGCAUGACCUGCGGCUCGCGCCGCUGAAGGAGCUCCGAGAACAUGCAGCAUCCUCUGGACAUGUCGGCGCGCUUCUACCCCGCGGACGUCCACGCGGACCUCAGGACGCACCGGUACCGGAGCUUCAUGAUCGAGGAGAUCCUCACCGAACACCCGGAGCACAAAGCGCCCGCCCCGGCCGGAGAGCUCCUCAAGUUCGGGGUGCAAGCCCUGCUGUCCGCGCGGCCCUUUCACAGCCAGCUGGUGCUGAAAGCGGACCAGGCCGGCCUCCUGAAGUUCCCCGUGUCCCCGCUGUCCUGCUCCCCGCUCGGCUCGCCGCUUCUGUCCGCCGGGCCGGGCCUGCAGGUAGGCGCCGCGUCGCACCACCUCCCGCUGGACCUGCACCUGCGCGGGAAGCUGGAGCACGACGGCGGCGGCGGGAAGAGCAAGAAGGGCCGCCGGAGCCGCACCGUGUUCACGGAGCUGCAGCUGAUGGGCCUGGAGAAGCGCUUCGAGAAGCAGAAGUACCUGUCCACGCCCGACAGAAUAGACCUGGCUGAGUCUCUGGGCCUCAGCCAGCUGCAGGUGAAGACCUGGUACCAGAACAGAAGGAUGAAGUGGAAGAAAAUGGUCCUGCAAGGUGGAGGCCUGGAAUCCCCCACGAAGCCCAAAGGUCGUCCAAAGAAGAACUCCAUCCCCAGCAGCGAGCAGCUCUCGGAGCAGGACCGGUCUGCGGCCGACACGGACCGUCAGUCUGAGGCCUCCUGCUCCCAGGAGAACACUCAGGAGGAGUGACACCCCCUCCUUUUUUGUUUCUUGGACAUGUGGGACACUCAGCAUGUGUGGACAAAUUCCUCGCUAAAGAGGAGCAGGAGCUCCUGCCUGUCAUGAUGAACUUGCUGCUCUGAGGAGAAGACUGCUGCAGCAGGUCUGUCCCUCCUCCAGCCUCUCUGUUCAUGCAUUCCUCUUUUGUGUCAUAUGCAACUUAAUUAUUAAAUAUAUUUUCACUAAUCCUGGUUUCACUGCUGUUGUAGGGAAAGCAGGAUAUACUCUGCAGGAGAGAGUUCAGCUUUUCUGGUGGUUUUUAGGGGAGGUUCUGAUUUUAUUAGGAUUUCUGGAGAGUUUGAGGAAGUUUGCAGCUUUGCUUUGAAAAAAGACAAGAAGAUUCUUCAGCUUUGUUUUUUUUUACAGCGUUUUCAUCUCUCUUUAUUCACCCUGUCACUGAGGUUUUGGGUUGUGACAGCUUAGAGGGAUGGCCUUCUGCUUCUUGCCGUAAAAUGUGUCAGUCUGGAAAAAUGAGGCGUGCGCGCGCAUGCGGGCAGCCGUCCUGACGCGCUCUGCAGCUGAUAAAGAUGCAGGUCAAAGUGAACUGAAAGUUAGUUUAUGACAACACAUUUUGACGAUUCAAUAGAGUUUUUAAAAAAAUUACGAACUUACUUUUCAUAUAAUCUCUUUGAACGGUGAAACAUUUGCAGCUUUUUAGUUUUUGCGCGUCUGUGUCCGCAUGGAGCGACGCGCGAGCCGGUGGACACGCAUCAGCAGAGAUGCGUGUCUCAAAAUAAAAGCCCCUGCAAGUAAAGAAAAAAAAA
Messenger RNA from Oryzias melastigma (Indian medaka), 1901 nucleotides. It is a transcript of the gene barx1, whose product is annotated as BARX homeobox 1. Bases 376 to 1107 code for a protein of 243 amino acids. Lineage: Eukaryota; Metazoa; Chordata; Actinopteri; Beloniformes; Adrianichthyidae. Gene Ontology annotation, biological process: regulation of DNA-templated transcription. The transcript has 4 exons. Gene Ontology annotation, molecular function: DNA binding; DNA-binding transcription factor activity, RNA polymerase II-specific. The record is from RefSeq and is a predicted model, not a curated record.